AUGGGGGAUCAGCAGAUGUACAAAGCGAACCAUGUCAUUAACAACAGUGAAAGUUUAUAUUACCAGCAGCAGCACCUAAAUUCUCUUGCACCCUUAAACCACAGCUAUGGAGCGUCAGCCAUGGAUGCAUCUCAGGAUUCUCCCCUCUCUCCCUCAUUUCCUCAUGAUGCAAGAGAAAACAUAGCUUUGAAUGUUGGGUCCAAAACACUUGGGUUGAUGGAUCCCCCAAGGCAAACGUGUUGGGCCCAGUUGGGUUCUGGCAACCACAUCCCAGUAAGGACCAAUCAGAAUGCGAUGUGGAGCUCAGCAGGGCAAGGGGAGCCCGCCGAUGGGUAUGACCAUCUGUGCCCCCAGGCCAAUGAGGUCAGGUCGCAGAAAAUCACCAGUGGAGUUUUGCAUAAAUUAGAUUCCUUCACCCAAGUCUUUGCUAAUCAGAACUUGAGAAUCCAAGUCAACAACGUGUCCCAGGUCGUACAGGCUCAGCCGUCGGGGAUGGAGAACGCCAGUGACAGUGCGCUUCGACAGCUGUUGUCUCAGAAGCCUGCUGCUGAGCAGCAGCCUGUGCAGCGAUAUCAGCAGGUGCCACAGCAAGUCCACCCGGGUUUUGCAAGUGCACAACAGAAACAGCAAAUGCACCUCAUGCAGCACCAACAACCACUGUAUUACGACGACCAGCAUCACUUAGCUCACAUGCCAAUGCACCCUGCGGUGCACCAAGGACAGGCCCACUUGCCACAGCUGCACUCUCAGCAGCUGCUACCGCAGCUGCAGCAGGAUCAAUACUAUCUGCCGCAACAGGCCCACCAAGGGCAGCACAGGCUUCUGAUACAUGAAAUUCAGCAGCAGCAGCAGCAGCAACAGCGACAGUGCCCAGUGCAAACGACUCAGUAUUAUCCAAUACAGUCUAUGAUGCAACAGUUACAGCAACAACAGCAGCAGCAGCAGAUGCAAAUGCAACUUCCCCCCUAUCACAGAGAUCCUGAACCAAAGACUCUGCACGAGGCUCACCAGUUCUCCCAAGACCGGGGUUCUUCUGUGCAGCUUAUACAGCUGGGAACAGUACCUCAGUACUUCUAUCAAGAACAGCAACAGUCAUUCAGGCACUUGUAUCCACAAAGUUUAUUACCGCAGCAGCAGCAGCAGCAGCAGCAGACUGCAGAAGACACCAGCCAGCAGAAUCAUUAUCAGAGUGAAAACAAGUCUCGGGCCUUGAUGGACUCGCAUCUUGGGCUCCCCGGGGCAGAGAGGACAGAGAGUCCAGCAGAGCAGGACAUGAAUUCUAUUGGUGUCUCUCAGCAAUCACACGUACCUCCAGUGAGCACCCACAUGAACAGCAAAAGAACCCAGCAGUUGUCCCCCAAUGCAGCAUGGACUCAGCAGAUCCAGCUAUCCGAGAGCACACUCGAAUCAGUGUCACCUGAACAAAGUAACACUGGUCACAGUCAAGAAACAUAUACAGAGAGAUCUGAAACAAAGAGUAAACUAAUGUGCACUGUAUGCUUAAAGGAGUUUAAAAGUUUACCAGCCCUAAAUGGCCACAUGAGGUCUCACGGAGGGGUACGGGCAUCUCCCAUCUUCAAACAGGAGGAAGGAGAGAAACCAUCAGAGCAGCCGCCGCCGCCGCCGCCCUCCGAGGUGGAUAGCCUUGUGCCCAUCGUCAUGCCUGUUUCUGUCCCUGUAAAGCUCCUGUCGCCCGAUCCCAGCUGGCAGGCCACUGACAGCAGUGCCACCAAUGUCAAAGAUAAGCCUGUCUCAGAUGAUGAGAUGCCUGUUCUUGUGAGGAUGACUUACUCGCCACCGCGUUCCCCUAGAGCGGCCAGCCCGUGCGCAUCUUCUGAUCCCAGUAGGAAAAACCACCAAAACAUUACCAAUUCUGAAGAGACCUUCAAGCCUUCACAAGACAAGAGAAAAUACCGCCAUAGACCCGAGCCACUCUUCAUCCCACCUCCUUCCUUCAACUUCAGUGUCAUGCAUUCAGGCGCUACCCUAUACCAAAGCCAGCUUCGCUCUCCUCGCAUCCUAGGUGACCAUCUUGAUAGGACUCAUGAGCUCCCACCGUAUACCCCCCCUCCUAUGCUCAGUCCAGUACGUCAAGGAUCUGGUCUCUUCAGCAAUGUUAUCACCUCUCAUGGGGCAUCUCACCCCCAGCUACCACUCACUCCUCUGACACCCACUCCCCGUGUGCUUCUCUGCCGAUCUAAUAGUGUUGAUGGAAGCAAUGUCCCUGUGACCCCAGGGCCAGGAGAACAGACCAUUGAUGUAGAACCUCGUAUCAACAUUGGAUCAAGAUUCCAGGCUAAUAUCCCUGAACUUAAAGACAUAACCUCAGUGGGGAAAGAGGAUCACAAAGCAACUUUAGUGUGGAAACCAUGGCCAGAACUGGAAGACGACACUUUCCAACAAAGAGUGAACGAACUCUUAAAUAUGUGUUGUUCAAGUGUGUUACCUGGUGGAGGAACCAACAUGGAAUAUGGUUUACAUUCUCUUUUUGAGGCUAAAGGGGAUAUUAUGGUUACUCUGGAGAUGCUUUUGUUGCUGAAACCAGCAAGAGCAAAAUCUCAUCCCCUGGCAAACUAUCACUAUGCUGGUUCUGACAAGUGGACCCCCCUUGAAAGAAAACUGUUUAAUAAAGCCCUGUCCAUGUACAGCAAGGACUUCAUUUUGGUACAGAAAAUGGUGAAGUCUAAGACCGUGGCACAGUGUGUGGAAUACUAUUAUACUUGGAAGAAGAUCAUGCACUUGGGAAGGAAGCACAGAACACGCCAAGUGGAAAUAAAAGAGGAAUGCAUGACAAGUGGAGAAGAAGAGGACUUGGAGGAUGAAGAGCAAAUGGAGGAAGACAGAAAAUCUAUAAAAGAAGAGGAAAUUGAAAAUCAGAAUUCUCCUGACCCACCACCUAUUACUCUUGGUGCACCCAUUAACCUGCCAUCCCUGCAGAGCCUCACAAUCCCUGUGACUUCUUUUACCUGUGAAAUGCCAGACUGCGGAGCUAUGUUCAGCUCCAGACAAGCCCUGAAUGGCCAUGCUCGCAUUCAUGGUGGUACAAACCCUGUGGUGAAAACCCGCUAUGGAGGUCCUGGCACCAAGCAGAAACCAAAUUCCCAGAAUGAGUACUGUUCUGUCAAAAACUCUCCCGCUCACAGUACAACAAGUGGCGAGACUGAUCCCCCUACAGUUUUCCCUUGUAAAGAAUGUGGCAAGAUGUUUUUCAAAAUCAAAAGUCGCAACGCCCACAUGAAAACACACCGGCAACAGGAAGAGCAACAAAGGCAGAAAGCUCAGAAGGCUGCCGUUGCAGCUGAAAUGGCAGCUACUAUUGCGAGGACUACAGGGCCAACUGGGCCUGCCUUGAUUCCAGUGGACCACUUGGACUUGAUAAAGCAGGUUGAACAGGUGGAUGAGCUUGACAGUGAUGUUGUUCAGGAACUGGGCGAGGUAAUUGACAGUACUGAAGGGAUAGACCCUGAUCUCUUACUAGACGAAGAAGACCACGAGUUACUUCAAGAUGAUGUUGAGCUCUAG
Gekko japonicus is the source of this 3522-nucleotide messenger RNA. It is a transcript of the gene TRERF1, whose product is annotated as transcriptional regulating factor 1. Gene Ontology annotation, cellular component: transcription regulator complex; histone deacetylase complex. Gene Ontology annotation, biological process: regulation of transcription by RNA polymerase II; negative regulation of DNA-templated transcription. Gene Ontology annotation, molecular function: transcription corepressor activity. The transcript is spliced from 14 exons. Lineage: Eukaryota; Metazoa; Chordata; Lepidosauria; Squamata; Gekkonidae. The record is from RefSeq and is a predicted model, not a curated record. Bases 1 to 3522 code for a protein of 1173 amino acids.